GUCCAACUUAUUUCACUCGUAAGCUGUGGCCAGAAUUUAGAGAGAGAGAGAGAGAGAAAGGAUAAAGAGAAAGCGCCAAUCUUGUUCAUCUGAAGAGACACACACACACUUAGCCAUGGCUUCCAUCUCAUGCUCUAUCCAACUAACAAUAAAUUCAAGAUCAUCUUCAUCCUCUCAUCCAACCUCUAUUCACCCUAUGUUGAAUUUGCCAAAUGGGUUUCUGGGCAUCCCCAGAAACUCAUGUGGGCCCAUUAAAAAAUACAGCAGCACCACCAAACUGGGACCCAGCAAUGGUGGAAGAGCCAAGUGCUGGUUUAGGUUUAAUGCUGAAAGUGCUGGUGUUUAUGGUAGCCAAUCCCGUGAUGACUUUGAUAGAGAUGAUGUUGAACAGUAUUUCAAUUACAUGGGAAUGCUUGCAGUAGAGGGUUCAUAUGACAAGAUGGAAGCACUCUUAAACCAGGACAUCCACCCAGUAGAUAUCCUACUAUUGAUGGCUGCCUCAGAAGGUGACAAACCUAAGAUUGAAGAGCUAUUAAGAGCCGGAGCGCAAUAUGAUGUAAAGGAUGCCGAUGGAAGAACCGCCCUCGAUAGAGCUAAUGAUGAGAUACGAGAUUUUAUCAUCAAUUUCAAACCACAAAAGGCUUAACAUCGCAGUAGAACUGUUGUUUCUCCUCCACCUUGGUCAUGCGAUUUUGUGUUUUAAAUCAAACGAUACGAUGUUAACCCUUCCUUUUUGUAUGAGAAAUUAGAAAUAUUAUUAGUUGCAUUAACGAAAAA
Amaranthus tricolor (Joseph's coat) is the source of this 777-nucleotide messenger RNA. Its product is annotated as protein LHCP TRANSLOCATION DEFECT. Gene Ontology annotation, biological process: granum assembly; intracellular protein transport. The record is from RefSeq and is a predicted model, not a curated record. Gene Ontology annotation, cellular component: chloroplast envelope; chloroplast stroma. The transcript has 2 exons. Bases 116 to 646 code for a protein of 176 amino acids. Lineage: Eukaryota; Viridiplantae; Streptophyta; Magnoliopsida; Caryophyllales; Amaranthaceae.